This is a messenger RNA of Endocarpon pusillum Z07020, 4884 nucleotides long. RefSeq lists its product as uncharacterized. Gene Ontology annotation, biological process: amino acid activation for nonribosomal peptide biosynthetic process; secondary metabolite biosynthetic process. Gene Ontology annotation, cellular component: cytoplasm. The transcript has 7 exons. Bases 1 to 4884 code for a protein of 1627 amino acids. Gene Ontology annotation, molecular function: phosphopantetheine binding; catalytic activity. Lineage: Eukaryota; Fungi; Ascomycota; Eurotiomycetes; Verrucariales; Verrucariaceae. The record is from RefSeq and is a predicted model, not a curated record.
AUGUCUCGAUCUUCAGCCAAUGCUGCUACAGAGAGUGGUCGAGUAAACCUCAUGCAGAGCCCUUCUUUGAGCCUGCAUACGUUUCUGAAGAGAGCUCGAUCUGCACAAAUCAGCAAUACGGGUGCGAAGCUUUUUGGGUCCACCCCCAGGCUCUCCGUGGCGGUCACCGAUGCCCAAGGCGCGGAUCAACAAACUGUCGCCAGAUUUUAUGUGAGCGUAGGGUGGAAACCCGACAACGAUUUGUUGACCCUCCCUUUAGCCACACUCGAAGGCCGAUUGUUUGCGACUUCACAUUUUCUAUUAAGCCGUCUGCCUGUUUCUCUGGUCAUGGCUGCGUCGUUGGCCUUGCAAGUUUUGGCCGCUGUGCUGGAUGUUCUGCGCUGGUCUGUGGUCGAGAGUGCCAGCUUCACGAGCUAUGGCAGUGAUUCCAUGACUGCGCUUCGAUUCGUAGCAGAAUGUAAGAGUCGUGGUGUGCUUGUCGCUGUCGAUACCAUUCUUUUAAGUCCCUCCAUUGGGCACCUCUUGCAGCAAUGCCGACAACUCAAUUCGGAAGCAAUAACAGCACCACCCACUCGACUUUCUAUGCCAUCUAUUGAUGAUGGUGGCGAAGAAAAUGAUCAUGGCAACAACACCAGCCGAUGUUCUGUCACUGAGAUUGGCCUUGCUGAGCCAUCUACACCGGUCGAUGAUCUACGUCUAGUCUCCAUCGAGACGGAGGAGCUAUGCGAUCCCAGCGUUGUGACCAGGGAAAUCACCGAGUUGUCGGAAAGCCAAAUCUCCCUCGUGCACGGCAGCAUGGAAGCGCCUGGAGCAAACAUCAUCUACUACUACGAGACAUAUCGCCCAGAUCAGGUGUCACGCAUGAAGAAUGCUUGGAAGCAAAUUCUCCAUAUGGAACCGAUCUUUCGCACUAUAUAUCGCAGUCCAGAAGAUGGCUGCUUGAUGCUUCCCAAGUUUCAUUGGCGCCAGUUCACAACCACGAAAACGCAAGCUUACCAAGAUGCGUUGUCGGCUGGCCAGAUGGGAGUUCGUCCUUGGCCGAACGUUAGUGCAGUAAUUGAUCUUGCUGUGCGAUUCACCAUAGUGCAUUAUCAGGGUGUAGCGCCUGCUGACAGCCGAAGCACACUUGUCUGGUCCGUUCACCAUGCUCUCAUCGACGGCUGGUCUGCCUCGCUUCUCCUGCAGAAGGUCCACCUGGCUGCGUCAGGCCAAGCUGUUCAACCUGGGCCGCCCUAUUCCGACCUCUGCGUAGCGCUAGAUCAGCUGAGGUCAUCUCGCAAAGCGGAAGGCGACGAUUUUUGGACUGAGCAGCAAGACAAGCUCGCUGCAGCGCGAGACGAGCCUCUCAUUCCAGCUGCAUCGACAAACAGCGCUGGGUCUUGUAAGGAGGAGAUUCGCAUCACUUUGGGCCAUCACCACAAUUCUAUAAAGGCCGCGGCGCGAUCCUGUGACGUCACUCCAACCACGUUUUUCCAUGCAGCAUGGGCAAUGUGGCUUGGGCUGUACACAGAUUCCGACAAUGCUGUUACUGGCACGGUCGUAUCCGGUCGCAAUCACCCCUUGCCCGGCGUGUUAGAUGCGAUUGGACCCAUGGUGAAUACACUACCACUUCAGGUUGAUAUAUCCUGGAGCAUUUCAGUACGCGAUUUUGUCGGAGAUGUAUUCAAUCGCAUGCAACAUCUUCAAAGAUACUCCUGGACGACGCCUGAUAAUGGCUUUUCGCGUGUAAGGGGACCUCUGCUGGCCAUGCAACCUGAUGCACAACGAUGGGAAGAGGGGUCUGUGGGGCAGAUUGGUCGAUCGUUCUCGAGGCAGACCACUAAUCUGCCUCUAAGCGCUGUCGUUACUGAUGAUGGCAGCGUGAUCUUACAAUACUGCAGCCAACGUUACAGUCGCAGCCACAUGGAAACUGCUUCGAGAGUCCUCGAAGAGUUGUUAAUCUCCCUAUGCCAAACGGAAAACACUCUCGAGUCUUGUGCUUCAGGGCUUUUAUCUACCACUUCCAUCGCGACUUUCCGCUCAAUGGGAAACUGCAACUCUUCUGCGUCGACGGGGUCUUCUAUCACAGAUGAUCUAGUCACUCUGUUUGAGCGCGCGGCUACAAAGUACCCUUCUGCUGUUGCAAUUGAGCGCGUGAAUCGAAAGACUACCUAUGCUGAACUGGAAAGACUUUCCGGCCGCAUCGCUCGCACCCUCGCAGGCUUGAUAACUCCGGAAGGGGUUGUCGCAGUGCAUGCAGAUGGCUCAAUAAUUGGAGACUCCCUUUUUGAGAGUUCCACCGCCCGAUUCUUCCUCGCCACCACCAGUGACGCCUUGUCCGUUAAGCCCAAGACUGCUCUCUCAGCGCUUGACAUUGAGUCGAUGGUAGACAAAUCUGGAUCAGACUCAACGACAUGUUUCGGCUUAAGAGCUGAGCCUAGGCCAUGGGAAAGGGCUUAUCUUUGCUUCACAUCGGGAUCCACUGGCAAACCCAAGGGUGUCAUGUGCACGCAUCAAGGACUCGUUGCCUUUCAACGGGAUUUCGAGGUCCGCUUGCUUGCGACGAUCGGGACACGCGUUGCGCAAGUCAUGUCAGUGGCCUUUGAUGGAAGUAUUCACGAACUGUUCUCUGCUAUUUCUUACGGCGCAACCCUUGUUCUGCGACAGGAGGGAGAGGCAUUCGGACACUUAAAAACCGUGGACUCGGCGAUUCUUACUCCUUCCAUUGCCUCUGUCUUGGACCCAGACGACUUUCCAAGAUUAAAGACGGUCUACAUGGUAGGUGAGGCGGUUCCCCAAGCGGUUUGCAACACAUGGGCUGCCCGUAAGGUGGUCUACAACAUGUACUGGCCCACAGAGGCGACCUGCGGCGCUACCAUCAAACGGCUGCGUCCGAAUCAACCUGUCACAAUAGGAGGGCCAAAUCCAUCGACCAGAAUAUAUAUUCUGGAUCAUCGUCAGCGGCUGGCUCCAAUUGGAAGGAUUGCCGGAGAGAUAGUCUUUCUUGGACGGGCUGAUCGCCAAAUCAAGCUUCAAGGUUUUCGCGUGGACCUCGAGGAUCUGGAGGCGCGUGUCCUCCGGGCAUGCGAUGGAGCUCGGGCAGUGGCCAUCACACGCAGAGGCGAUGACCUGGUUUGUAUGAUACAGACUGCCUCUUCCGACGUUGCCGGAAUGCGAGCGACCAUUCGCAAAGUGCUUCCUGCCUUCGCAGUCCCUAGGUAUAUUUCCGCCGCCGCCAAACUUCCCAUGACUUCGACUGGCAAAGUGAACUACAGGGCAAUCGCUGAUGGCGCUGCCGACUCGCACCAAAAUGAGGAGAAUUUGGAGACCGAGACUGAAGCUAUCGUCGCAGCUGCUUGGAGUCAAGUGCUGAAGUGCGGCCCUUGUGAUGCCGCUAUUGGCCCUCGCGCGAACUUCACUCAGCUAGGGGGCCACUCUUUGCAGCAAUUACGACUGGCGGCCAGACACACGGCAGUCUUUGGCGAGCAUAUCACCGUGCGAAUGAUCGCAGAGCUCCCUACCCUAAGAGAUUUGGCUGGUACAAUCGACAAGAUGAAGAAAGGGCCAAAUUCUUCUGAAUGUCAAAAGCAGGGUCGCGGCCAGUAUGAGCCAUCACCAAUGGAGAAAGAGUGGUGGCAGAAGUAUCAAUUGGACCGCAGUUCAUCUGCAUUCAAUGUCAGCUACGUCGGCCAGUACGAUCCCAACACUGUCAGCCGGAAAAAGUUAAUCGAUGCAUGGAAUGUGGUUCUGGCGCGCCACGACGUCUUCCGCGGCCGGUAUGUGCAGCAUCGCAGACAGGGCUUGCAGCGAAUUGUCCUGAAUGAAGCGGCCACUGUCUACCACAACGAGCCCCUUCCUCCUUCCGUGCAGCCCUACUACCAGAGGGUGAUCGCAGAUGCUGUAUCACCGCCUUGCUAUCUCAGCUUCUGGUCUGAGUAUUUACGAGACGUGAAACAAGCUCGACCUGCCUACCUUGGUAAUGGUGCCGAACGGACGAGCUAUCGAGGCAAAUCGUCUGUGGCUCGUGUGUCUGCCUCGCUUUGGCGUCGCAUCCUGGAUCAAGCGGCGCAGUCCGGUGUCACAUUACAGCAGCUCAUCCUGGCCGCGGUUGCAGCUGCCGUCAGCGCUGAUGACUCCGAUUUUGACAUUACGCUGGGCAUGCCAUUUAUCAAUCGUCAGUCAGAGGCGGAUAUGCACGCAGUCGGCCUCUUCUUAGAGCCACUUCCGGUGCGUGUGGCAUUCACGGAUGAGUCCCCUUUAUCUUCCGCGAAAGACAUCGUCGAUGGCUACUCGGAUGUCGCUCUACAACGGACACCUACAUCAAUUGGCUCCUAUCUUGCUGCCGUCCAAGCCUCGUGCCAGCGUUCCCUGUCACAUGCAAUCCCCUGGCACCAGUUGCUCGAUCAUCUGGAAAUCGAUCCCCAGGAGCAGCUCCCUGGUCAUCCAUUAUUUGAUUGCGUUGUGUCCUUCCAUGACGCUCGCCGUGGUGCUAUGGCCUCAACAGCAGAUGAAAGAGAAGGCGGUCCUUGGAGCAUGUUUGCCCUUGGUGAUGGCGUAGAACCGCAGUUUGUGUGGAGUGAGGGUGCCAAAUUCAAGCUCAUGGUCGAGUGUAUGGCAGUCGAUGACGACACCUUGCUGCUUCGGCUCGAGUAUGAUACGACAUGCUUCGAAGGAACCGAGCGUAUUUCCGCUGUUCGACGGAUGAUAUUGCAUGCCAUGGACGCAAUCUCCUCGCGUGACACGCGGAUAUCUUUUGUCGAUUUGUGCCAGGAGCUACAAGCAAUGUGGCAAACUGAAAAGGCUUCUGGGUUUGCACAACAAGUUGGUAAUAGAAUCGAUGCGAACCUACUAGAGGAUCGCAAGGCGUUUUUUCAAGAGAAGCUGUCGAAGUUACAUACUCCUUGA